GGAGAAGGAAGGCCUCCCCGGCCUUGCGGUCGCCGCAUGUUUUCGGUUGCGAGGCGGCUCGCUCGUUCUGCGAUCUAUUGAGAGUGGCUUCCGACAACCCUGGGUUGAUGUCGGGGAGGGAGGGAAGAUGGCGGCCGUGGCGGCGGGCGGCCUGGUGGGAAAGGGGCGCGACAUCAGCUUGGCGGCCCUGCAGCGCCACGACCCCUAUAUCAACCGCAUCGUGGACGUGGCCAGCCAGGUGGCUCUGUACACUUUCGGCCAUCGGGCCAACGAGUGGGAAAAGACUGAUGUGGAAGGAACCUUAUUUGUUUACACAAGGUCUGCUUCUCCAAAGCAUGGGUUCACCAUUAUGAAUAGGUUGAGCAUGGAAAACAGGACAGAACCCAUUACUAAAGACCUGGAUUUCCAGCUCCAGGAUCCUUUCCUUCUCUACAGAAAUGCCAGAUUGUCCAUUUAUGGGAUUUGGUUUUAUGAUAAGGAAGAAUGCCAAAGAAUUGCAGAGCUAAUGAAAAACCUAACUCAAUAUGAACAGUUGAAAGCCCAUCAGGGAGGUGGAACAGGAAACUCCCCAAUGAUCCUCAAUUCAGGAGAGGGCAAGGAAGUAGAUAUCUUAAGAAUGCUCACCAAGGCCAAAGAUGAAUACACCAAGUGUAAAACCUGUUCUGAGCCAAAACAGAUAACCAGUUCAUCCGCCAUCUAUGACAACCCCAAUCUCAUCAAACCAAUUCCAGUGAAGCCCAGUGAAAACCAGCAACAGCGCAUACCUCGGCCCAGCCAGACCUUAGACCCCGAGCCCCAACACUUGUCCUUGACAGCUCUCUUUGGGAAGCAGGACAAAUCCACCUGUCAGGAAACCGUGGGGUCCCCACUGACCAUCCACCAGCAGCAGCGGCAACAGGAGCCACUUCCCGUUAGGCAGGGGGUCGUACGCUCCCUCUCCUAUGAGGAACCCAGAAGAUACUCGCCCACCCUCGAGAAGCAGCUGUGUCCCGCCAUUCAGAAACUCAUGGUCCGGAGUGCAGACCUCCACCCGUUGUCGGAGCUGCCCGAGAACCGGCCCUGCAGAAAUGGCAAUACCCGUUCCACUGGAGAAGUUUUUCUGGGACCUGUGCAGCCAGGGUCUCCACAUAGUGUUGGAACUUCUCAGCGGGUACAAAGUGCUUCCGGAACUCAGAGCCUGUUGGAGAAGCUUCAGAGUGGCCCAAGGCCAGCAACCAAGUAUGAGCCUAGCACAGCAGCCCCUGCCAGCUCAGCUGUCCCAAACCUCAGCACCACCCUCCCCACUGCCACCCCUGGUGCCCCAAUAAAGGGGCAGGCUCAGGCACAGGCAGGGUAUUUCAAUGGCUCCCUUCCAGCUCAGCCACUAAGACACCAGGUUCAUGGCAAAGAGCCGUCCACACACCCAAGACCCAUGCUUCCCCACUCUGGCAAUCAGACUAGCAGUUCUGGAGUGAUCUCCCCUCAGGAGUUACUGAAGAAGCUUCAGAUUGUCCAGCAGGAGCAGCAGCUGCACACGUCUAACCGACCAGCCUUGGCAGCCAAGUUUCCUGUGGUAACUCAGGGCUCCAGGACACAGAAAGCUCUGGAGUCCUGGAUGGACAAGACAGCUGGCACAGAAAAGCAGACUCCUCUUUUUCAGGCCGCCUCGCCUCCGCGCAUCCCCGCCACACGGGCUCCUUCUCUGCUCAUGUCCCCCAUGGUGUUCACACAACCCACCUGCGCCCCACCGAAGGAGAGAGACGCCGGGCCCUUGCCCCUGGGAAGCCAAGAAACUGCUGCCGCUUCCACCAGCCUCCUCCUGCCUCUGCCGGCCCCGGAGCCCCCCAUGGUCACCAGCAGCCCACUCACCAAGCUCCAGCUCCAGGAAGCCCUGCUGUACCUCGUUCAGAACGAUGACAACUUCUUAAAUAUCAUCUAUGAAGCUUAUCUCUUCAGCAUGACUCAAGCAGCCAUGAAAAAGACGAUGUAAAGCAAAACAUUUUAAGACUGAUUUUCAAGGUCCUGUGGCUCAAGGUUUUUUCGCAUCAAUGGUGUUACCCUAAAUGUUUCUGCCUUUAAAAAAAAAAAAAGUAUAUAUAAUAUGAAGU
Lontra canadensis (Northern American river otter) is the source of this 2087-nucleotide messenger RNA. It is a transcript of the gene DCP1B, whose product is annotated as decapping mRNA 1B. The record is from RefSeq and is a predicted model, not a curated record. Lineage: Eukaryota; Metazoa; Chordata; Mammalia; Carnivora; Mustelidae. The coding region runs from base 128 to 1969 and encodes 613 amino acids. Gene Ontology annotation, biological process: deadenylation-dependent decapping of nuclear-transcribed mRNA; deadenylation-independent decapping of nuclear-transcribed mRNA; positive regulation of catalytic activity. Gene Ontology annotation, molecular function: mRNA binding; enzyme activator activity. The transcript has 9 exons. Gene Ontology annotation, cellular component: P-body.